Messenger RNA from Chara braunii, 1637 nucleotides. NCBI's taxonomy places the organism in Eukaryota, Viridiplantae, Streptophyta, Charophyceae, Charales, Characeae. The record is from the annotation of a GenBank genome assembly.
CUUUAAAGGAUCUUGUCGUUCAACCAAUUAUGCUGCUCAAGCUACUGCUGAGAAUGAAUCAUUGCCUUGGUUUGAAAUUUGAAUCAUUGCCAUCGAUCUCUAAAGUACACUGUGCAUUCUGUAACCCAGGUGUCGAGGAGCUCGUUAAUGGUAAUCAGCAAGGCUGAGAAUAUAAGAUGGGCGCUUACAGCAAGUGAAGCUGGUUUGAAGAAAACCAUCAACGCAUCAUCUAACAGUACAAAGCAGGGUCUCAUGAUUACCACUGGAGUGAUCAUCCAGGAGGUUGACUCUGUGGUGAGACAGGGAGUUUGUGGCAAUGGUAUGUGCGAAGUUGGCGAACGAUGCACAGCCGAUGGUACAAGUGACAUAUUGUCCGAGGUUGGAAAUCGCUGUUGUCCAUCAGAUUGCCCCUAUGUCCCCAAGGCCUGCCCGGUCCCAACUGAUGGUCCGAGAAAGAAUCAGCCUUGUGCUGGAAAUGGUCGCUGCCUGGACUCGACAGGAACUUGUGACUGCUUCUACGGCCACACAGGCCGGGCGUGCAGCCGGUGCGUUGACGACUGGACUAUGUCGCCCGGCGGCUUCUGUGUUCGAAUGGUGGACACGUCAGCGGUCGACAAGUUCAAGGCUCGAGUCUCGAAAAAGAAAAAGCAGAAGAUUCAAAUGAAGAAGCAUAAUGAAGUGCCGAGCGCCCAGUUUACGUCUGGCAAGGAUGCUGCUGCUCCCGCACCAACGGCCGCCCCAGAUGUGGACGCAUGGGACGCACCCGAUCCGCCGCUUUCAGAAGGCAAUGAGACGUGGAUUGAUGAUGAUGGAGUUGCAGGUCCUGGAUUGAUGUUAGCACCCAUUUCAGAGCCUCAGGGUGGAGGUGAAGUGACCAUGAUGAUGACGUCUAAGCCCACGCCACAGUUCAUGCAGGUGGAAGAGCAGCUGAAGUAUGUGACAGGAGUGGCAGAUGUUCCAACAUCCAGCAGUAAGGCAACGAUAGCCACUCCCUCUCCCUCUUCAAAUUACUCUCCCAAACCAUUUUUCUCUGUGUCCGCAAACGAUGCCCAGGAAUUGAGGCCUUCUCCUCCUCGUGUUCGGGAUGACGAGUUUCAUGUGGAUGGCCCAGGUGAGGACUCAGACACAUACACAUCUUCGGGUCACCCAGUUUCCCCUUCUCCUAUAUCGCCGACCAAUCCACAGGCAUCUGAGACAGACAGUCGUGAGACCGGUCCUCAAUCGGCACCUUCCCCUCAGGGAGAACCAUUGCUGCAAACGCCAGUCGUGGGCACACCAACCAGUAGUGUCUUGACGCCCAGCCUGAGUGAUCCCAUGCCCACGAAUUCACUGGCUGCGACCCCAUCAGUUCAUCAUGCUGAUUCCAGCGCGGUCAUCGUGAGCCAAUCUCCACAGGAAUUUGACCCCACGGCACAUCCUGACCUUGAGAAAUCUGAGCCGCCGAUUGACAAACCUGAAGGAGCAGGCAGUCUUCCUGAUGGGGGACGCGAUAAUGCAAUGUCACAGGAAGGGGGCAUCUCUCCCAUGGAUGAGAAUGAAUGGAUCUUUCCUGGAAGUCAACAAUAUGAUGGAACGGCUGGCUGAGAAGUCCCCAGUGUGAUCACGGAAAACGAGGGAAACAAACAGGCUCCUCUGCA